Messenger RNA from Eptesicus fuscus (big brown bat), 859 nucleotides. RefSeq names its product H(+)/Cl(-) exchange transporter 5-like. The transcript is spliced from 5 exons. Lineage: Eukaryota; Metazoa; Chordata; Mammalia; Chiroptera; Vespertilionidae. The record is from RefSeq and is a predicted model, not a curated record. The coding region runs from base 544 to 837 and encodes 97 amino acids.
ACCCGAGCUGGCAUCGCCCCCUCCCCGCUUGCCCAAGGUGUGGGGAGAGGGCCCCGCCAGGGCGCGCAGGCGCAGACGUCAACUCUGCUUGGCCGAUACUUGGCAAGGCGCCCGUCACGUGAGCGCGCGCCCGCUCGGCCCCUCUCCUCCUGGCAGGGCUGUGAAUGAAGCUCAGCCGGCUACGUGGGGCGCUAGCUCAACUUGGUGUUCUGGGCGCCAGAGCCAACUGAGCGCUCGGCCCGCCAGCCGCGGACACGGGCUUCACCACUCCAGAUCUCGGCGACAGAGCAAAUCAGUUUCCUGGACUGCCAAGUGAAGCCGUACGUGUGCGCCUGAUAACGUCUGUGUAAGCUACCUCGACUAAAGUGAAGGAAAUCCAGAAGUGUGGGGCAUAAAAGCCAGGUUGGGGCUUGAACAUCUGUCAUAAAGUAAGACCACACCACUGCUGUUCCAUCUAUAUCCCGUUAAAACCUCCCUACAAAACUGGGGUGCUCUGGGAAACUCUGAGCCUGUGACCUCAACGUGGGAGUGGAUAGGAUCAACAUGGCCAUGUGGCAGGUUGGGACUUCCAGGAAGAGCCUGAAUAGGAUGAGUGCAGACAUCCUUGCCUUGCUCCUUGAUCUUGGCAGGAAAGCAUCUAAUUUCUCACCAUUAAGAGCCAUGGAUAAUAGAGGCUUUCAGCAGGGGUGUUUCAAUAGCUUCCAGAGCAGCUCCAGUGAUGAGGACUUGGUGGACAUACCCGGGACAGCUAUGAAUUUCUCCCUCAGAGAUGAUGUUCCUCCCUUAGAUGGAGAAAUAGAAGGUAUCAUUAUUGCUGAUGACAAGUUAUCUUUUUAAAAUUAUUUUUAAUGUACAUAUA